AUGGAUUCCAAAACAUCAUUCCUCAUCCUUGGCCUAAUGGCCCUGGUUCUUGUUAUUUCCUCAGAGGUGUCAGCUAGGGACUUAACUGAGACUUCCACUAAUACCAAAGAGGAAAUUGUUACAAAGUCAAAUGAAGUAAAUGAUGCCAAAUAUGGGGGUUAUAGAGGCUACGGUCAUGGUGGUGGUUACAAUAAUGGUGGCGGUUACCAUAAUGGUGGAGGUGGUUACAACAAUGGUGGUGGUUACCAUAACGGUGGAGGUGGUUACAACAACGGUGGCGGUUACCAUAAUGGUGGAGGUGGUUACAACAACGGUGGAGGUUACCAUAAUGGUGGUGGUGGUUACCAUAAUGGUGGUGGCGGUUACAAUGGUGGUGGCGGUUACCAUAAUGGUGGAGGUGGACAUGGUGGUGGUUACAACAAUGGUAACUGA
Messenger RNA from Lathyrus sativus (Indian pea), 432 nucleotides. Lineage: Eukaryota; Viridiplantae; Streptophyta; Magnoliopsida; Fabales; Fabaceae. The record is from the annotation of a GenBank genome assembly.